This is a messenger RNA of Saccostrea cuccullata (small rock oyster), 4019 nucleotides long. RefSeq names its product IgGFc-binding protein-like. Lineage: Eukaryota; Metazoa; Mollusca; Bivalvia; Ostreida; Ostreidae. The coding region runs from base 150 to 1811 and encodes 553 amino acids. The transcript has 6 exons. The record is from RefSeq and is a predicted model, not a curated record.
GGAUAUUUUUCUUUUUUCUCUUCACAGAUGAAAUAAAAGCAGGCACAUGUACAUGUAUCUUGAAGUGUAUGAAAAAUAAACAAGUUUUUCUUAAUAAAUGGAUUUCCUAUGACUGUUGACGAAAAAUAACGGAAAACAACUAGUGUAAAAUGGCAGAAAACAAGUUUGAGCAGAGGUGUGAGCACGAGUAUUGCACGAUGGGUGACACCAACCAGUAUGAAGUUCUGACCACUAAUUUGAAUUCCAAUGGAGAUUUUGAAGAGCAUAUAUGCAGAAAAGCAAAACGGAAGAACACUUCAAAGAUUUGUGUUAAAUCACUCGUCAUCUUCGUCGUCCUUGUUUUAGUCAUCGGCUGUACAACGAUGACUGUGUUAUAUCUUCAGGAAAGAAAUAAUAGUAGAGAUGAAAAAGACAACGCCCACAAGAUCGAAAUCGGUUCUAAAGGGGAAACUAGUGGUCAAAACAACAAAACUGCGGCUUGUCCUAAUGAACCCUUCAAAGAAAUGAAUUAUACCGCAGCAGGAAAAACAGGAAUUCAGGGACGACAGUUUUUGGUCUGUUUUACUGUCAAUCACCCUAAGGCCAGAUACCAAACCAGGACCAUAUAUAUUUUAUCGGAUGGAGAUUUUGAGUUUCAAAUAAUUUCGAAGUUUUCUACACAGCUAUUAAACGAAGUUGUUACACCAACGAUAAAUAUGAAAGAAAUUAGCGUUACAAGCGCGAUUGCAGUCUCAUAUUUCAAAAUCGAAGAAAAGGGAUUGUUGAUCGAGGCAACUAAGGAUGUCUCCGUUAUCACUAUAGACAAUUAUAUACAUUCAUCUGAUAGCACUGGCAUUUUACCAAUAAAGUCGAUAUCCAAUUCAUAUGUUAUUUCUUCAUCCACAAUUUUCAACGCAACUAUAGAAAGUUCACAGUUUGCAAUAUCCUCGCCAGAAAACGGUACUACAAUCAAAAUAUAUUUUCGCUUUUAUCCUGAUUUACCGAAAAAGAUAGAUGGGGUAACUUACCGAAAUGGCAGCGAAUUUAUUCUUGUUUUGAAUGAGCUCCAAACGUAUCAAAUAUGGCACAAUGUCGACAUGUCGGGAACAUUAAUUAAAGCAAGCUCUGCUGUAGCAGUUUUUUCUGGAAGUAUCUGUCUUAAAAUAGGUUUUAAAAACAGUAGUUAUUCUGGAGCUUACAGUAAGCUUGAUGAACAACUCCCACCAAUUGACAGACUGGAUAAAAUGUACAUAGUCCCACCUACCUAUAAUAGGAAGGGGACAUUCCUGAAAAUCAUAUCUCCUUUCCACACCCGCCUUACAUAUAAGAUAGGAAAUGAACAAAGAGAGAAAUUACUUCUUCCCAGCGGAUAUUUUGAAAUUGCAUUUUCGGAUAAGGACGUCGUUAUCAUAGAUUCAGAAAAGCCUGUUUUGGUCACCAGCUUUGCCACUGGGUCUGAUUAUACAGGUGACCCUUACAUGAUAACUGUACCAGGAAUAAGACAGUACACGGAUAAAUAUAUAGUGAUGGUUCCUGAAAACUUCAAAGAAAGCUACGUGGCUAUAAUAGUUGAGGGAAAAUCACUUUACAACUUGAUAUUAAACGAAACGAACAUCAUUUAUUACUUGAAUGACAGAAAAUUCUAUACAACCGUAACAUUCUGGAAAAUGGACUUUGUCGUGCUUGUUUUACCAGUAAAGGGUGGUCUUUUAAGAGUUGAGUCGACAAACAAUGCGGCGUUCGGUUUCAUCGUGUAUGGUCAUAGAAAUAACGAUGGACAUGGGUUUGCAGGGAAGGCAGUUUUGCCGGACGUGUGUGUCCCCUCCAAUUGAUAAUUCAAUUUCUUUUAUUUUACUCUUUUCAUUUUUUUUGAAUGUGGAAUAAUUGACCGGAAAAAAAUCGGUGUAUACCCUUUUAAUUCACCAUUAAAGUUUUGUUUUUAGUUCACCUGAGCUGAAAGCUCAAGUGAGCUUUUCUGAUCACCCGAUGUCCUUCCUUCUGUAAACUUUUAACAUUUUUAACUUCUCAAGAGCCACUGGGCCAAUUUUAAUAAAACUUGGGACAAAGCAUCCUUGGGUGAAGGGGUGUUUAAGUUAAUAAAAAUAAAGGGAUAAGUCCCUUCACAAGGGGAGAUAAUCAAGAAAAGGCAAAAAUGGGGCGGGUCAUUUAAAAAUCUUCUUCUCAAGACGCACUGGGCAAAAAAAGGUGUAUCUUAUAUGGAAAUAUCCUGGGGUACUUUAACUUUGUAAUUGAUAAAAUCAUGACCCCAUGGGGUAAAGUGAAGCCACAAUAGACCCUUUUCCUGUCACAUAUUUUGUCUAGGAGUUAUUCCCCUUAGCCGCCAUCUUGUAGGGCAAAGUAGUGAAUUUACCUCUUUGAGCAACCAAUUUUAAACAUGCAUGCAAGAAAUAUGUGGGGGAAAAUAUUCACAAUCUUAUAAUGAUGAAUUAAUAGAUGCUUUAACAAACGUAUAUUCAUAAGAAAAAUAGCAUUAUCUUUACCUCAUUAACCAGUAUAACAAAUUGUACUUGGUUGAAUAAUGAAGGGAUCUGGGAAUGUUGCCCUACAAUAUGGCGGCUAAGGGGAAUAACUCCUAGACAAAACAUGUCAUAGGAAAAGGGUCUAUAGGGAAUCUAAGUUUUACAAAAAAAAAAAAAAUAUAUAGGAUUAAAAAAAAAAUCUUCUCAAGAACCACUGCACCAGUGAGCUAAGGCUACAUAUGGAGGUUUCUAUGCAAAAUAUUUAUUAAAUUCCAUAAUUGCUCUACCUACCGUACAGAAAAUGUUAAGACUUGUUUUCUAAUACAUUCUUGGUACCAAAGAUAUGCAAUAGCCAGUACACAUUGUGACGUCAUCGACCUCUACUGCACAAGUUUAUAAGAAACAUCAACAAAAUCGCUUCGGUGCAAGGGCAUACCUUUCUUUGAUUUACAGAAACAAGUAUAAAAAGACGCUGGAUAUUCCAAAGAUUUAAGAUAUUGCUGCACAAAUGUCGACACUAAAUUGUUUAGAUACUAUUCAUGCAGAUUUAAGUUUAAACAGGGUAAAAAUUCACAGUCUAGUGUAUGUUUCUUAAAAUUUUCAUUGAUUGAGAAAGUGUAUAGGAUUUGUGCAGCAAUUUUAUUAAUUUUUUAGAAUAUUCUCCGUAAUAUUAUACAUUGUUUAUUUUAAAUUAGAAAGGUGCCGACGUGAUUUUUUUGAUGUGAUUUAUUACCUUGAAUGGGAGAGAACAAUGACAUCAUAAUGUGCACUUGCAUUAAUAAACUGUGGGUACUAAGUAUGUAAAAGAAAAUCAAUUUGAACUUUAUCUGUAUAUAAAAUAUACAAUUUAUAAAUUUUUAUAAGCUCAUUUGCAUAAAAAUAUCGAUAUUUAGCCUUAACUCACUUGCGUGGGGCAUGGAAGCCCAAACUAGUAUGUGAGCAUCGUGGGUUAGUGUAGAUUCUAAAUUGUUAAAAUCAUGACCUCAUGGGGUAGGGCGGGGUCACAUUAGGGAAUCCAAGUUUCACAUAGAAAUAUAUAGGAUUUUUUUUUUCAAAAGAUUCUUCUCAAGAACCACUGGACCAGGAAUGCUGAAACUUAUGUUGAAGUAUCGGGGCCACAAUAGGGGAUCAAAGUUUAACAUAGAAAUAUAUAGAAAAAAUCUUCUCAAGAACUUCUGGACCAGAGAAGCUGACACUUAUGAGGAAGCAUAAUGGAGUAUUGUAGAUUCUAGUAUUGUAUUAAAAUCAUGACAGGGGAGGGGGUCGCAAUAGGUAUAACAAGAAGGGAAAUCUGAUAAAGAACUGCAUAACCAAAGUUACUCAGGUGAGCGAUGUGGCCCAUUUGCCUCUUAUAUUUCAUUUAACACUGAGAGUCUUGCGCUGUACAUGUAUGUUCCUUAUUUUGAUGCGUUAAUUUGAAGACAAAAUCUUUAAUUGUUGAUCGUCAUUACUGUAUAUAAAAUUAAAUCAUAUUUAAUAAUUAUUACAUGUGCAUGUAUAAUCAGUUAUCUUUGUACUCCAGAAAUAAAAACGGUGUUGCUUUAAUUAAAAUUCAAACAA